Messenger RNA from Phytophthora nicotianae INRA-310, 489 nucleotides. RefSeq lists its product as hypothetical. The transcript has a single exon. Lineage: Eukaryota; Oomycota; Peronosporomycetes; Peronosporales; Peronosporaceae. The record is from RefSeq and is a predicted model, not a curated record. The coding region runs from base 1 to 489 and encodes 162 amino acids.
AUGCUAGAGAUACUUGAAGAUCGCGAGGAGGCUCGACUUGAGGAGCUGAACCGGUACUCUGAUGAAGUUGACGUCAACAACACGGAACCGACCUCAACGUGCCCAAUUUUUGAUGGUAUUUAUCGUGACGGAGGAGCCGAGGCCGUGCUACGGCUCACGAACUUCUCUCCAAGCGAGAUAAACACAUUGUGGUUUUCCGUACGUGGACAUGUGCAUCGGUACUGGAACGUCGGACGCGGAAGGCGCUCCACAUUCGCCGCUAAGGACGUGUUUUUCAUGUUGCUUGUGGUCAUGAAAUGCGGCGGAACCUGGGACAUGGUGGCAAGAAUUUUCAAAGUGAAGACGCUGACUUUCAUUAAGACUAUCACGGGAUUCAUUGAGGUGGUGACACCAAAACUCUACGAAGAGUGGGUAACCUCGCAACUAGACGUGACCACGAUGGGGGCGCUGGUAACGUCGGGGCAUACGUUUAACAACUUUCCUUGGUAA